AUGGCGCUAGAAGGAGGGCCGGUCCGAAUGUCAAGCGAUCAACAGGCUCACUCCGACGAACCCCCAGCCGUCAGGCCGCACACGACCGACGCAACGGAAGAACAUCCCCAACAGGAGGGGGUUCGGGACGAGCGCCCCGAUGCGAUCUCGGAGCGCUAUUGGCGAUUGUUCAACGACCCCGGUCUGUCGCCCCCCAUCGCCAAUCCCGGUGGCCCGUCCCCCGUGCCGCCUGAAGCCUUCUACGACCUCACACACCAGGUCCGGGCUCUUACGGGAGUAAUGCAAACCAUCAUCCCGCUGGUCUCUCCUCCGACGUCUUCACACUCAACCCUACCUCCACCACGGCAACGGUCCGCCGCCCAGAACCCCGCGUCGCCUCCCGAGUCUCCCGCUUCGCCUCCGGGCCAAUCGACCCAACCCGGGAGCCAACGAGCGGAGGACCUAGUGGCGCACCCGACGCCCAUGGCCCCGCUUUCAGACUCGACGGAGGGCCUACGGGCCCAGUUACGCCUCGUAGGCCGCCGACUGUACGAGGUGCAGCGUGAGGUUCGCCGGACCAGGGGAGACCCGGGGGCCAAGCAACACCAGGGGUCCCCUUUCACCCCCGAGAUUCAAGAGCAAGCAAUCCCGCCGCAUUUUCGGCUCCCUUCAUUGGAUCCCUACGACGGCGCCACCGACCCGGCGGACCACUUGGCCGGGGACUUCGAGCUUAACUUCCUGGCUCACGCUAAGCCGAAGCCGUCGGUGGCAAUGCUCCUCGGGCUCAACCAGAGGGAGGACGAGCCCCUUUCCCACUUUGUGAACCGCUUCACCACACAAAUUCGCGGGCUGUCUGAUGCUCACCCUUCUUUGAUGAUGCAGGCAUUCAUGAUGGGCCUGCGCCCUACCCGAUUCUUUUGGUCUCUGGUGGAGCGACCCCCCACUUCGGAACCCGAAAUGUUGCAGCGCACGAACCAGUUCAUCGCUGCUGAAGCAUGGAUGGUCGGGAGGCGCGACGAGCGCAAGAGGGUCAAGCCAGAGCACUCCCAGCAACAACAGCCUGCUACCUCCCGGCGUAGGGCCGGCGGCCUCAACGAGGCGGUGCCUAGGUCCCCUCCCCCGGGCCUGAACUCCUCUCGGACCGAAAUAUUUCUCCACAUUAAGGAGAAAGGCCUUCUAAAAGACCCCCACCCGAUGAGGAGCCCGCGCGAACUCGCGGACCACUCUAAAUACUGCCGUUUCCACCGACAGCCCGGUCACGACACCGAGGAGUGUCGAGAAUUAAAAAGGCAAAUUAAGGAGCUCAUCCGCCGAGGGCACCUCGGCUCAUACCUCCGGCCAGAUAAGGAGCUCUCGCCACGCCCGGAGGGGCUCAUCGAGCGGCACAUAGAUGUCAUAACCGGCGGGCCAGCGUCCGGAGGGAACUCCAUGGCAGGCGGAAAGGCAUACGCCAGGGCCUCCCGAGCCGAACCUUCCAAACAUGAGAAAGGCCCCGAAGUCACCUUCCCGACCGGGGGACCCGAGCCAACCGAACAUGAUGACGCGUUGGUGAUAUCAGCCAGAAUCGCCAACGCGCAAGUAAGAAGGAUCAUGGUCGACACUGGAAGCUCGGCCGAUAUACUUUAUUGGGACGCCUUCCAAAAGCUCGGCCUGGUAAAGGAAAACAUGAAGCGGUAUGCUCAAUGCUCACGGGGUUCACCGGCUCCUCAAUCUCGUCACUAG
Molecule: messenger RNA, 1701 nt
Organism: Musa acuminata AAA Group (dessert banana)
Lineage: Eukaryota; Viridiplantae; Streptophyta; Magnoliopsida; Zingiberales; Musaceae
Exons: 2
Coding region: 1-1701 (566 amino acids)
Source: RefSeq, a predicted model, not a curated record